ACACGCACAAUCACAAUUCCUUUAUAUCUCUCUCUCUCAGCUUUCUCUCCCACUAAAUUUAUCCUCUCUAUCUCUCUCCACGUUUCUCGCCAACAAAACCAACAAACAAAAACGCGGUCUCUCUCUCUAUAUUAGAGAGCUGUUCAACCUAAAUCGUGGACAAAUCUCGGAAUCUGCGGCGACAAAAACAGAGGACGAAGAAGAAGAGAAUCAGAGGAAGAAGAAGAUGUGUUGUGGACGGAUUUGCAUGCUGUGCACGUGUUUGCUUCUUGUGGUGAUCGCGAUUGGGUUUCUAUUUGGAUUCGGUGUCUUCAAGGAUGGAUUUCACAAGAUCCAUGAAUCAAUUCAUCUCGAAUGCGAUCCCAGAUUUGGUUGCGGCGGUGGCCUUGGACGUCGCGGUUAUGGUUUCCCAGCUCCGGCCGGUGGUUUUAAUUAGUUGUGAUCUCAAUUCUUUUCGAAUCGGCGUUUUGCCUUUGAAUUCGAAUUUGGGUAUAAUAGCAUUGAUUCUUUAGGUUAUGAUAUUCGAUUGUUGCUUCUUUUUUAAUACUUUCCCCACUUUCUCACAUGGACUCACUCAUUGUGCAUUCGAAUGUUUCAUUAGUUAGAUUUUAGUAUUGACCUUAUUAUUACCUUAUGAUUGUUUUUUCUUUCAAAACGUAACGUAUGUGAUUCGUAUUCAUCAUUAUUUAAAAGUUUCCGCAGCUUUUAAGCAUAAAGUUAAAAAAGAAAAACAUUAUAUAUUUUCAGAUAAUCUAUAUAUACAUUUUUGGAGGGG
Molecule: messenger RNA, 775 nt
Organism: Arabidopsis thaliana (thale cress)
Lineage: Eukaryota; Viridiplantae; Streptophyta; Magnoliopsida; Brassicales; Brassicaceae
Exons: 1
Coding region: 227-436 (69 amino acids)
Source: RefSeq, marked reviewed